AUGGCGGCGAAGUACGAUUUGACGCAGCGAAUAGCGCCGCAGCUGGACAGGCACCUGGUGUUCCCGCUACUGGAGUUCUUGCAGGAGAGGGGACUGUAUGCGGAGGAGGACAUUUUGAAGGCGAAGAUAGAGCUUCUCAACCACACAAACAUGGUCGAUUACGCCAUGGAUAUCCACAAGUCACUCUACCACUCCGAAGACGUCCCCCACGAUAUGGUGGAAAGGAGAGUUGAGGUGGUGGCCAGGCUGAAAUCACUGGAGGAGGCUGCAGCUCCUAUCGUAACUUUUCUGCAGAAUCCAAAUACUGUUCAAGAAUUGAGGGCUGACAAACAGCACAAUCUUCAGAUGUUGAAUGAUCGUUAUCAGAUCGGUACCGAGCAGAUAGAGGCAUUGUAUCAGUACGCAAAAUUUCAGUUUGAAUGUGGAAACUAUUCUGGUGCUGCUGAUUAUUUGUAUCAUUAUCGGGACCUGUCCAUGAAUAGCGAAAGGAGUUUGAGUGCAUUAUGGGGAAAACUAGCUGCUGAGAUAUUGAUGCAGAAUUGGGACAUUGCAUUGGAAGAACUCAACCGCUUGAAGGAAAUAAUUGACUCUAAGAGUUUCUCUUCUCCUUUGAAUCAAGUUCAGGGUAGAAUAUGGCUUAUGCAUUGGAGUCUGUUCAUCUUCUUCAACCAUGAAAAUGGAAGGACGCAGAUUAUUGACUUAUUUAACCAUGACAAGUAUUUGAAUGCCAUUCAAACAAAUGCUCCCCAUCUCUUGCGUUACCUGGCAACUGCAUUCAUUGUCAACAAAAGGAGGAGGCCGCAAUUCAAGGAUUUUAUUAAGGUUAUUCAGCAAGAGCAGUACUCUUUCGAAGAUCCCAUCACAGAGUUUUUGGCAUGUGUAUAUGUCAAUUAUGACUUUGAUGAGGCUCAAACAAAGAUGAAAAUGUGUGAAGAAGUUAUAUUGAACGAUCCAUUCCUGGGAAAACGAGUGGAAGAGGGGAGCUUUACAUCUGUACCAUUAAGAGAUGAGUUCCUUGAAAAUGCCCGCCUUUUUAUGUUUGAAACCUAUUGCCGUAUUCAUCAGCGUAUUGACAUGGGGGUGCUUGCCGAGAAACUGAAUUUGAAUUAUGACGAGGCGGAAAGAUGGAUUGUGAAUCUUAUAAAGACCUCAAAACUUGAUGCCAAGAUUGAUUCUCAGACGGGAACUAUUGUAAUGGAACCCAACCACCUCAAUGUCUACGAGCAGCUCAUUGAUCACACCAAGGCCCUUUCUGGACGCACUAAUAAGUUAGUCACACAGCUUUUGGAACAUGCUCAACAGUCACAGCCUGCUCGAUAG
Messenger RNA from Fraxinus pennsylvanica, 1320 nucleotides. The record is from the annotation of a GenBank genome assembly. Lineage: Eukaryota; Viridiplantae; Streptophyta; Magnoliopsida; Lamiales; Oleaceae.